AUGGGUCUCCACAAAGAUAACCUUCUCAUCACUUCUGCGAAUAGGCUCGGAAGAUACUCCGGAUCCAAAGAGCAUUCUUCGGACCCUCAUCAGAUCGACUAUUCCGGUGGCUGGCGGUCAGGCCCUACUGAAGAAUGGUAUAUGGAGCAACCGAGCACCAAGUUUACCAAACUGGAGUAUCGCAAAAUGCGCGAUGGCUGGAAACACGAGUAUAUCGUUGUGGAGCUUGACAACGGUACCGUAUGCCGGUUCGACAGGCAAGGAAAGAGAGAGGUCUGGGCAAAUGGGCUCACAGUCGAAGGCCUCGAUGCAAGCGAUACAGCCCACGUCAUUAGGAAGGAUGACGAGAAAUAUUAUCCUCCGAUUAUCAACGAAUCUGAAGUCGUCCUACGAAUGCACUUUCCGGACGGGCAGGAUAUUUUAACGAUACUCGGCAUUUGCUAUGGUAUUCAACGAGACGGAGAGACGGAACAUUACUCGCUCUUUCGAUACAAUUGCUACUUCUUCUCCUGGACAAUCGUAACUGCUCUUGCACGACGGACGGUUGACUGGGCGCUCCUAGGUAGCAACGCUAAGCUUUGGGACGAACUUGUCAAAACGACUAUGGCCGGGAUUAAUUCCGAUGAGUCGAGACUCGACCGACUCAAAUCAAGCACACGUUCCAUGUUCGGAAAAAAGUCUAACGCCCCCAUUCCUCCAUCUUCUGGCUCAGCAUACCUUCUCAGCACGCUACAAAUUGCACUAAGUCACACACGCUCCAACGUCAAGAAAAACCUCACCGAAUCACUUCUUAAAUCAACAGUCGAGAAAAAUAUCCUCGAAAUCACCGAAAAGUCAUCCAAAUCUGCCGCCGAAGAUGCCGCCCGGAGUCAUGCCUCUCAAGCCGCUCGGGAUGCGUCAUUUGAAGCAGUGAUCGAGGUGAUGUGGGGAACCCUGCUUUCCGAACAGGAUGGUAUCCAACUGUGGGAGGACAGAUGCAAGAGGACAGAAGACUGCGUUCGAAAGGCUUCGGCAGCAGCAGCCGACGCUGCCCUAACCUUCCCGCUUACACCCCCUGCUACACCCCCUGUUUCCGGCGACCUGGGCUCAGCGACUGCAUCUAUUCGAGAGGCCUGGGAAGACGCUUGGGAUGACACGUGGAAUCAGAACUGGCUGGUGAAGUCCAAAACCAAACCGGCCACUUCACGUAUUGCGUUGCUUGCCAAGGCGGCAUGGAGCAAAGCUUGGAAGGACGCAACCCUUGCAAAUGAAAUCUAUGUGCCGUUGGUGAGCAAUGGGGUGGCCACCUAUGUGAUGAAUCAUUUACCUGAGGCGGUGAUCAAGAUUGAUAAAACAGCCCCAGGAGCCGUUAAACGGAUGGUAAAAUCGCUCACUUCAUCAGAUACAUCUCAUAGCGAGCUGCAGAGAUUUAUUCAGGCUCGGAUCUCAGAGUUUGUCAAUCGUCUUUCUCAUGUUCCGACUGCCGGAGUGACCAGCGAGAUUAUCGAGGAGUCCAUGACACGUAUUUGGGUCACAGUUACUCAGCUGGAGGACCUGGCUUUUUCGACUCCUUAA
This is a messenger RNA of Rhizoctonia solani, 1554 nucleotides long. RefSeq names its product RNA-directed RNA polymerase L. The transcript has 2 exons. NCBI's taxonomy places the organism in Eukaryota, Fungi, Basidiomycota, Agaricomycetes, Cantharellales, Ceratobasidiaceae. The record is from RefSeq and is a predicted model, not a curated record. Bases 1 to 1554 code for a protein of 517 amino acids.